ACAUGCUACGAGUCGGAUGACGCAGACUUUUAUCAGCUGGCAACGUUCUUCCUGUACUACUUUCUGUGUGCUACAAUGUUUAUUAGCCGUAGGUGACCAGAAAGAAUCUGUAUAUCAGUAAUAAAUACGAAAGUAACGUGAGCUGUCUUGUUGAUUCUAGAAAAUGGAUUAUAGAGAGAGUGAUAAUCGGAGAGCGAUGGUAAAAGAAGAGGCAAAAAAGGAACUGUUAACGGCAACACAUCCAGGGCAGGUUUUAGAAAAUGAACCAGAUUCAUGGAUUUGGAGACAAGCUCCAUCUUUAAAGAGGAAUCCGAUGGUGUGCAGCUGGGAUUUGGCAGAUGCCCAACAGAAACUCUGUUGCUUAGAGCUGCAUAGCUCAGAGUCUGUGGAACAAGAACAUGCAAAAGCACAGAUGGAAUGUUUGGAACUGAAACAGGAAGAAGAAGAUUGGCUGCAUAAAGAAGAAACUCUCUGGCAGCAAGAAAUGAAUCCGGAGGAAGUCUGUUCUAACAAGGAUGUGUUUAAUAAGAGCGUCAUCAACACUAUCAAACGAGGAAGUGUAGAAGAUGAGGAUGGAAACAAAACAUUUAUUCAGAAGUACGAACAACAGAUACAGCAUUUUGGUAUGCUCAGCCGAUGGGAUGACAGUCUAAGAUUUCUGUCUGAAUUUCCAGACUUGAUCUGUGAAGAAACAGCGAGUUAUCUUGCACAGUGGUGUUUACAGCUGGAAUGUGAACAGAAGACAGCACUGAUGAAUCAUGUCGCUCACCAGGUGAUAGUAAUGCAGUUAAUUAUCGAAAUGGCCAGAAGUUGUGGUGAGAGCCCAAGGAGUUGCUUCAGAACAUUCUUCCAGAAGGCCAAAACAGGAGCUGGCUAUACAGAAGCAUUCAAAUGUGAGCUAGAGGCCUUCAGAGCUAAAAUAAAACAGCUUUCAAGAAAAAGUAGUAGUGAUUGCAAUACAGCACAUAUACUAGAAUGCGCAUCAAAAGUGGAUGACUAUAACCAGCAGCAUGAUUUAGCAGCAGCUUCCCUUUGUAUGCGCAGUAUGGAAGGAAUCCAAGAUGAAAUUAAUGAGGAACCUUGCAUGGAUAUGCUUUAAUUUCAGUGCACGGUGUCUUACAAGGCCCUGGAAUAUUGCAAAACAGACUUUGAAGCUAGCUAUUUUUUAUGAUGAUGCUGCAGAUGUUGAGAAACUUUCUGAUAUAUGAAACACAUGUAGUUUCUGAGGUUUCAAAAAAGGUGCAAUUUUAAAAUGGUUAGGUAUAAGUAAUGUGUUAAACACUUCACUCAGAAUUCAGUAUGGAUUUAUUUAAAGUAGUUUUCAUUAUUUGUUUCGCAGUUGCUGAAUGAUUUUUUUAACUUGAAAAUAUUUUAGCUAUAGAGCCAUGAAGCAUUUGACAAGUACUGCAUGUGUUAAUAUGGAUCACUUUACAAAGAAUGUUUGAUAUGCACAAAACAUGUUUUAUUUUGUUAACCAGUUGUCUGGAAUUCAAUUUGCUGCAUUUAUUCUUGCAUUUUUGUUGAUUACUUUAAUCUGAAUGAAUCAUGUGAAACACAGGCACACCAGUAUGGUUACUUGGAUUUCAAAAUCCAGUUUUGUAUUAAAGUAAAUUAUACUGUGCCAUGGAUAUAUUAUUGUUGAACUAUCUGAUCAGAGGCAGUCACAUCUACUGACCCUGGUCUUCUCUAGUGGAAUUAAGCAAACUUGAAAAUUGAAAACUAUUAUAAUUGCUGUAUCAUUCAUUUCAGCACCACGGCAGUUUAAAUCAUACUCAACAAACUGGCUUAGCGUGAGGACCUUACAAGCUAUCUGAGCUAGAUGUCCUUUUUAUUCAGGGGUGCCCAAGAUGAUAAAAACAAUAUGCACUUUUAGAAUUAUUAUUAAGCUUGGCCAAAAUGAUUUGUCACAAUUGAUGUUACAGUUUUAAGUGCCAGCAUUUGUAUUCCUUCAGGCAGUCAUGUCUGCAUGUUUGUAUGUAGUCUUUUAGGGUGUGGGUGUGCAUAUGGGCAUGGAUGUGUGCGCGCAAAUAUUUGCAGGUGUGUUUUUUCCUUCCACUUCAUGAUGGUUAAAUAAUUCUAAGACUAAAAAUGCUAUAGUUCUGCUUUUAUGAAGGAGUAACUUGUUACUUAUACUAGUGCUUUCUUGCAUUGUGUCAGUUAGCAAAAAGAAUAAUGUUAAUUAGCCAAAGGCUUAAACAUUUGAUCACCUCUCCAUGUUUUAAUCUUGCUUUAAUAAUCAUGCUUACAGAGAUUGUAAUUUAAGUGAGCUCUGAGCAAAUAUUUCAUGAAACUAAGUAUUGAACACAUAUUGUGGUUGUUGGAUAAUAAAGGGUACAUUUCUGAAAGA
Molecule: messenger RNA, 2347 nt
Organism: Protopterus annectens (West African lungfish)
Lineage: Eukaryota; Metazoa; Chordata; Ceratodontiformes; Protopteridae
Gene: CDC37L1
Product: cell division cycle 37 like 1
Exons: 7
Coding region: 164-1099 (311 amino acids)
Biological process (GO): protein folding; protein stabilization
Cellular component (GO): cytoplasm
Molecular function (GO): protein-folding chaperone binding; heat shock protein binding
Source: RefSeq, a predicted model, not a curated record